This is a messenger RNA of Coregonus clupeaformis (lake whitefish), 1212 nucleotides long. Its product is annotated as extended synaptotagmin-2-A. Lineage: Eukaryota; Metazoa; Chordata; Actinopteri; Salmoniformes; Salmonidae. Gene Ontology annotation, molecular function: lipid binding. The record is from RefSeq and is a predicted model, not a curated record. The transcript is spliced from 6 exons. The annotation marks the transcript as partial.
AAUAUCAGAUUUUCUGACUUUGUGGCUGUGCCAGCAAGUGACCACUGUGCAGAGCUGCCACCAGAACAAUAUUCAUGACGAAAAACGCUAACCUGCGAAGAAGUACAGAACGCGAACGUGCGCUGGGAGAGGAGCACGUGUGUUCGAAGAGUGAGACUGCAGUAGUUAUGGCAAAUGAACUACCCGAACUCAACGCGGUAUUAGGGAAGCAAGCAGGGCAAAAUGGGCUUGGAUGCGGGUGAACUAACGUGAACGUAAUCUGGGGUUGAUAGGGGGUCUUUGCGCUGCGCGCAGGAGGUUGAACAUUGGUGAUAGUUUAAUAAAGAAGAAUCCUCGGUUUAGGUCUUUACUCUAAAAUCCAUCGAAACUGUGUGCGCAAAGGAAGGAAUGUCAAGAGACAGAAUGACGGCUGUACGAGGUGCCCAUGCACAUAAUGGGAACUCUGCUGGAUCAAAGGAGAAUGGACAAAACGCACCGAGCCAUGUUCACACCGACCCCAAUACCAACGUAGUUCCACAUGCAGACAUCGGCAAUGGCACGUCUGGGUCGUCUGCGGGUGACCUAACCCAGGCAUGGAUUCAUUUUACAAAGACAUUCGUGCUCAUUUUCCCCAUAUAUGUUUUGGGAUAUUUUGAAUUCAGUUUUAGUUGGCUUCUAAUAGGGCUUGUGAUAUUCUUCUGGUGGAGAAGAAACACAGGAAGCAAGAACACCCGAAUGUACAGAGCCUUGGCCUUCUUUGAACAAGAGGAGAGAACUGUCCAACAAAGUCUGACAACUUCUGAUUUGCCAUCAUGGGUCAACUUCCCGGAUGUAGAAAGAGUAGAGUGGCUGAACAAGACUGUGAGACAGAUGUGGCCGUAUAUUUGCCAGUUCAUAGAGAAGCUGUUCCACGAGACUAUCGAACCGGCCGUGAAGGGAGCCAACUCCCACCUCAGCACCUUCUGUUUCAGCAAGAUUGACAUGGGGGACAAGCCUUUGAGGAUUAACGGGGUCAAGGUUUACACAGAGAAUGUGGACAAGCGUCAGAUCAUCAUGGACCUACAGAUCAGUUUCGUUGGAAAUACUGAAAUUGAUGUGGACGUCAAAAGAUACUACUGCAAAGCUGGUAUUAAAAGCAUACAGCUCCAUGGAGUGUUGAGAGUAGUCAUGGAGCCAUUGCUAGGUGACAUGCCCCUUGUCGGAGCUCUGUCCCUGUUCUUCCUGAAAAAACCU